AUAGUCGUUGUUUAAACUUAUGUACAUGAAAAUAUCAGAAUAGUUGUAUAAAGUUUUAUCUCUAAAGUGUAUUUUUUAAAAAUAAUUUAAUUAUUUGUUCGAAAUAUGUGAUGUUUUUCAUCAAUUCGAGCUUCAGGUGUGCUUAAUUAUUAACGGUGCUAAUGUUGAGAAUUUUGUUUGCGUAUUUAUCGUUGUGUGUGUAAGUGGUUCGCUCAGCGUUUGUAUUCAACUAUAUAAAUCGGGCUGUGUUUGUUUAUGAAUAAUUUUAUAUUCAAUUUUCAUUAAAUUUGUGCUUGGUUUGCAAAUGUGUUGCGUAUUCGGCGAUAAUUCGCGUUCGAUAGUGUGGUACGAGGUGCCGGCGCGAUGUCGCUCAGACGACUGUGUUUUUGGCUGAAAUACAGAUGAGAACGAUACGAAGAAGAUAAUGUCUAUACGUUUGAGCGGUGUCUACCUGGUGCAACAUCCUCAAAACAUGUCUCCGAGUACAGAGAAAUCUCCAUCGUUGAGUAAUGACCCAGUCUCGCUGCCUUUGCAAAGCUCCAAACCACCCACAGCCGUUGCCAUUGUUACGCCGCAGAGAAGUAAUAGUUUGGAUUUUUUGAACUUCGAAGAGAAAAGACAAAUCAUCGCGUCUUCUCUAUCGCUAACCGAUUUCCUGCAACAUAAACAUGCCCAAGGUUCGGCUACCACACCUACCUCACCUACAACAGCGAAGUUUAUUUUGGGCAAAAAGCAAAAUGGCACUGCCAUACGGACCAAUAGUCUGGGAUCGGCGACGACCAGAACGUCGUCGUUGCAUUUGGAAAGAAAGCCAGCGACGACAGCAGCCACCGUUAGUAAAUUUUCCGCCCUAGGUAGAUUAUUCAAACCGUGGAAAUGGAAACGGAAAAAGAAAUCGGAGAAGUUUGAAGCUACAUCUAGAUCGCUGGAACGAAAAAUCUCAGUACGUGCUCCACGGGACGAGCUUAUUCAAAAAGGAAUCUUAUUUUUGGAUAGUCCUACUACACCAGUAACCCAUCCAGGCACGACAGAAAGUAGUACAGACGGUGGUAGCGUAAUGUAUUGCGCCACCUCGACGACCAUCCCAUCGAUUACAACGGCAACCGGUACCAUGCCAGUUAUAUCGCAUCAACAUCAAUCCUCUUUUACUACAUCGUCGUCGAUGACGUUGGUCUCAAGUAGUGGUAUCAACGAUGUUACGUCCAUAAUAUCAGAUUUUAAUAAUAAAAAUAGCAAUAAGACUGAUUCGCCGAGAGCAACGGACAAAAAUGAACAUUGCUCACCCCGUCGCCAGCUUAAGCAAAGCGGCGAGCCGCCUCCGCCUACGAUAACGGCCUCGGAAAUCCAACAACAACACCAAUUAAUCAGUAGCGGUACGCUGAGGCCGGAACGACCGAAUUCGUUGGGUUGUACGCCGGCCCGUAUAAAUCGCCGUAUUUUGUGUUACCAUAAUAAUAAUCUUCCGUGCAACAAUUCGCCUACUGGCAAUUCGUCGCCUAGUAGCAUAUUACCUCCAGCUUGUGAUAAUAGCAUUAUAAGCGGAUCGCCUAGGCUUAAUCAUCCGCCACCGCCACCGUCUUUAUCGUCGACAUCGUCGUCGUCGUAUCAAAACGCUUCUCAAGUACUCACGCUGCUGGAAUUACCAGAGCCCCCUAUUCCGGUAUCGGAAAUCGGACCAAUACCUCCGCCUCCUAUGUUCAGUUCUCCUAGCCCGACGCCUAGAAGAUUCAAUCACGUUAUGCAUCAUCAGAAUUCCACGGAUAUGUCGUACGAUGACGAUAACGUACAGUACGGUAACUCGUACGACGAAGACUGCAACGACAACGAUAAUAUAAAUGGUGACUGUGAUAAUGAAAAAUGUGUCGACGACGACGACGAAGAAGACAACCGCGACCGCAAUCGCCACCGCCAUCAUCACCAGCACGAUCGCAGACAUAUGAACGAUGAUGACGAUGACGACGACGACGACGACAUCGACGAUGAAUACGACGACGAUGACGAUGAUGACGAGAAUGGUUUCGCCAGCAUGAAAAUCUUUCACGGACCGGAUCCGGUUAUAGAUACUUCGCGAGUUGAAAAGAUCCCGGCCAAGGAGCCGAAAUUCUUCGCCGUACCAUUAAAAUCUGCAUUGAAGAAACCGUCGACUCCGACGCAAGAUCAAGGCGCCAAUACGCCGCCGGCUAUAACCCGGAGGUUACCGUUGGUGCCGAAGAUUCACAUGUGCGGCUCAUCGAAACCGGUCAGAUUUGGUGUCGCGUUACCGUUUUCAAACGAUAAUAAAGAGAAUGAAUACUGCCACGAUAGUUCAAGUUAUUCAAACGGCGAUGGACCUGUAUUAUAUAGAGAUGAUAACGAUGGUGAUAAUAGAUUAGCGGCCAAAUUAGCUCGUAAAGAUAGUUUAGCGAUUAAAUUAGCCUUAAGACCAGAUAGACAAGAGUUGAUUAAUCGUAACAUUCUGCAAGUACAAAGUGAAAAAGAAAGACAAGAGAGCAAGGAAGCUGUCGGCGCACGAUUGAUAAGACGAUUAAGUAUGCGACCCACUCAAGAAGAGCUAGAAGAAAGAAACAUUCUCAAAAAACAAACGGCUGCUGAAGAAAGAAAAAUGAAAGAAGAAAAGAAACGCAUGUUAUUACGAAAGCUGAGCUUUAGGCCAACCGUUGACGAGCUUAAAGAAAAGAAGAUUAUACGAUUUAACGAUUAUAUCGAAGUUACACAAGCUCACGAUUACGAUCGAAGAGCCGAUAAACCGUGGACCAGGUUGACGCCAAAGGAUAAGGCGGCCAUACGUAAAGAAUUAAACGAAUUUAAAAGCUCCGAAAUGGCGGUGCACGAAGAAAGUAGACAUCUUACGAGGUUCCAUCGACCCUGACAUUUGCUGCUUUUGCUCGCUAGCGAUCGUCAUAUUUCUCAUACCCCUCCGUUUUAUUUUUUAUUUUCUAAUGUAUACUUCUAUUUUUCUUUUUUUUAAUUAUAGCGAAUUUUUUUCCAAUUUUCAAUACUCUUAUUGUUUUUUUUUUUCAAUUCAUUGUUUUUUUGCUAUUUAUUUUCUUUAUUUUAGAUUAUUUCCCCCAUUUUUAUCUUUUGUUUUCCCUUCUUGAUUUCUUUCUUUUUUCCCCUGUCCUUUUUUUUUUCGUAGCUACGUAUUUAAAAAAACAAAAAACCUUGGAUAUUUUUUUUUCCUACUUAAAUUAGCAUUGUGAUCUUUGAAAGUAUUUUAAUUUAUAAUAAUGGCUCGUGUGUCAUUACACACGUUCACUUUGUUACGUGUGGUUUUCACGCUGGAAUGUAGGUAUCUGGGAUACGUGAUUUUUUUUCUCUCUUUGUGAACGGCGAUAUAUGUUUUAUUUUUUUAAACAAUUUUCCCCGGCCCCUCAAUUUUACUCGAAUUAUUAUUAUUGACUAAAUUUAUAUAGUCGUCAAGUCGCUUAUACCUUGUAUGUAUAAUAUUCUAAUACACUUCAUGUACUACAAACUACUUUUCAGGUAAAAUCAAAAUUUGAGAAUACUCGAGUUCUUCCAAGUUAUAUUGAAUUUUUUUUCUCUCGUUUUUAUAUAAUUUUAAACGGUAACUUUUGAAAUUUUUACGUGUGUUAGUACAACGUUGUUGUGGUUUUAUUCUCUUUCUCUCUCUCUAUUUAUUUAUUUUUUUUUUUGUACAAUACAUAUCGCUCUAUAAAGGUGUUGUGUAUUAUUUUCGAUUUUUAUGACACGUUGUUGUCGUUCGUCGUCGUGGUGUGUUUCGCGAGUUAUAUGUACACGAAGCACACCACACCGUGUAUCAUCAAAAUUUCAAAAUGUGAUCGAAUUUUUCUGUUAUUUCUUUUUGUUUUUGUAUACUUUUUUUGUAACGUUUUGUACGAUUAUGUUGAUGAUGCCGAUGUUGAAAGUAUAUUUGUGUGUGUAUGUGUGCUGAUGUGUGAUAGAUGAUUGUGUGUGUGACGCUUGCGUGGGAGUAUAAAUGUGUUGAAAACAAUCAAACAAACGAAAGGAAAACCUAGUGUUUUUAUAUACUCGUGUUUUUUGGUCAUUGACUUUUUCAUGUGCAAUAUUUUCAGUAAGAGAAGGGUGAUUUUUACGGGCGCUUUACCAUAGUACCUAUAAUAUUAUGUUAACUGCCAAAUUAUUGUUUUUUUUCUUAUAGUUUUAGGAGGUAAUGAAAAAAAAACCACGCGAUGAAAUAGUUAAUGGGCUUUUUUGAAAAAGUUUUUAUUAUGUGCCGAUUAUAAAUCAACAAUCGUGUAUAUAAAUGUGCAAUGAUGUUGUAAAUAUACUUUUAUUCGGAGUA
Planococcus citri (citrus mealybug) is the source of this 4285-nucleotide messenger RNA. RefSeq names its product phosphatase and actin regulator 1-like. Gene Ontology annotation, molecular function: actin binding. The record is from RefSeq and is a predicted model, not a curated record. Gene Ontology annotation, biological process: actin cytoskeleton organization. The coding region runs from base 425 to 2869 and encodes 814 amino acids. The transcript is spliced from 14 exons. NCBI's taxonomy places the organism in Eukaryota, Metazoa, Arthropoda, Insecta, Hemiptera, Pseudococcidae.